AAACCAUGGUUAGAAUAACAAAUAAAAAAAAAUUGUUUCAUGAUUCCAGUUUUAAGGCAUUGCUAUUGUCAUUGUCGGCGUGCCUUUCUUUCUAGUGACUUCUUUUUUAAUUUCUUUAAUUAAUAACCCACUUUCAGACCCAACUCUGCAACAAGAAAUGUUUUGCUCAGUUUGGCCCGGUCUCCCCUUCCCACCUGCCUCCAUUUCUUCCUCCAAAUUUCCCAUUUCUUGAUCUUUCUAGAGGUCAACUUUUAGUUUCUUGAAUCAUGUUUAAUUUAUUAUCAGAGGUUUUCACAAGCUUGGCUUGUGGCCACCCUUCCAUUAUCUCUGCUAUCUUUUUAUUUGUUUCCUAAAAUUUUUUGAUAUAGAACAGCAAGACAGGUCUGCAAGAGUUCUGUAAAGGCAUACCUCUAUUUUAGUUUCCUCUACCAGAUUUAGUCUUUAUUUUCCUUAACGAAUCCUUUACACGUUCAUAACAUUGGUGUAAAAAAUAGAUUCCAUGGGGACCAACACCAAAAAAGAAAAUGCCUCGCAUGCAGGAUCAAAGGCCAUGAUGGAAGGUCAACACAAAAAAUCCCUUUUUGCAUCUAUAGCCAAACCCCCAACAGAUAGUGCUAGACCAAGCAGUAUGGUUGUGAAGAGAGCACAUACCGUAAUUCCUGCACAUAUUGUAGCAGAAGCCAUAUCAACAAUCCGCGGUCUUGACCUUAGAUGGUCAGGUCCCAUAACUCCAACAGAAAUGCAAUAUGUUGAGCAAUAUGUGUUGGCAAAGUACCCCCAAUAUGCUGGUCUAGUUGUUGGAGAAAAGAUAGAUCUCUCCACUCUAUGUAUCAAUGAAGAGGCUUCAGAGGCUGCACCUGAUGACAAGAGAAAAUCGCCUAGGAAUAGUUUCAGAGAGGCCUCCUCACCAUCCCUGGGAGGCAAUCUCCCAGAUUUGGAGAGAACCCAGCUGGAGCCAUCAAGGCUUCUUGAUAUCCUCACCAAGAAAUCCUCAUUUCCAGGAAGCUUCAUCUCGAUACCCGAAAUCCAAGCUCAAAACAAAGUUUUGAAGCACUGUGGAUUACCUGAUGAUGAGUAUCUUGUUCUCUUCACUCCAAACUACAAGGAUGCAAUGAUGUUAGUCGGUGAGAGCUACCCCUUUUUCAGAGGAAAUGUCUACAUGUCCAUUAUUGCAGAAGAAAUGGAUUACAUAAGGGAAUUUGCCACUUACAAGGAAUCAAAAGUGAUAUUGGCACCGGAGACUUGGUUGGAUUUGAGGAUCAAAGGAUCACAGCUUAGCCAGUAUUUCAGGAGGAAGUGCAAGCACAGCCCAAAGGGGUUAUUCUCUUAUCCAGCUGAUGUGAAUGGGACUCGUUACUCAAUGCAUUGGGUGUCAGAAGCUCAUAGAAACUCAUGGCAUGUUCUGCUAGAUGCAACUGCGCUGGUCAUGGGGAAGGAUAGUAUGAACCUUGCACUCCACAGGCCUGAUUUUGUGCUGUGCAGUCCUGACAAUGCACAAGCUAAUCCUUCAAACAUCACUUGCCUUCUUGUUAGGAAGAAAUCAUUUGAUACUUCAACAGCUUCAUCUUAGCGCAUCGAGCAAGAAGAGUUGAUCGGUAUGUGAAUAUUGAAUGUGUAGAUUGGUUUAGCAACAGCUACACAUCUCUGCACCUCAGAAGUUGGAAUUGUAAAACCGGUAAUUGAAUUUAUUGGUUAACUAUAACCUCACACAGAAUAAUAUUUCUUUUCAUGGAGUGAAUUUGGAUGGGAUUAUGAUGCAAAUUACUAUCUUCUUGUAAUUUCUGUAAUUAGAUUACUGAAUUUCCUACUGAUUUUUCUUCCAA
This is a messenger RNA of Hevea brasiliensis (rubber tree), 1823 nucleotides long. RefSeq lists its product as uncharacterized. The record is from RefSeq and is a predicted model, not a curated record. The transcript has 3 exons. NCBI's taxonomy places the organism in Eukaryota, Viridiplantae, Streptophyta, Magnoliopsida, Malpighiales, Euphorbiaceae. The coding region runs from base 500 to 1570 and encodes 356 amino acids.